UUUAAGCUGCUUGACCCGACACUGCCCAUCGUUGGAAAGGAAAAGAAAUUGGGCACUAUUUUCAAACUUUUCGAGCAGCAGAACGUUGGAAUAGUGACAGAUAAGUGGAUUGUGACGGAUCGGACUAUGUUGGAUCCCAAGAGCUAUGAUUUCGACGAAAAAGCUGCUUCAAUCAUAUUGGAUAACCAGGAAAUUGUGCUCUACGUUGAUCGUGAGAGUAAAACAUCUAUUUCCGAGCAGGGCUUUAAGCUUAAAUACUGCUUUUGGCGCCUACAAUUUACAUUCUUUUAAAUGUAUUUGUUUAAAACCUCCACUUCGUGGUUUAAAAAAUUAAAUCCGAAAAAUAAUUAAGGAACGAACAAAAAAAAA
Messenger RNA from Drosophila miranda, 369 nucleotides. RefSeq lists its product as uncharacterized. The record is from RefSeq and is a predicted model, not a curated record. The transcript has a single exon. Lineage: Eukaryota; Metazoa; Arthropoda; Insecta; Diptera; Drosophilidae. The annotation marks the transcript as partial.